Molecule: messenger RNA, 1678 nt
Organism: Heteronotia binoei (common prickly gecko)
Lineage: Eukaryota; Metazoa; Chordata; Lepidosauria; Squamata; Gekkonidae
Gene: ZCWPW2
Product: zinc finger CW-type and PWWP domain containing 2
Exons: 8
Coding region: 186-1223 (345 amino acids)
Cellular component (GO): nucleus
Molecular function (GO): zinc ion binding
Source: RefSeq, a predicted model, not a curated record
AGUACUUGCUUUUGAGAGCCUAGCUAGGAAUUUUAGCAGAAAUGUUUUAUGUGAGCAUGAGCUUCAUGGCAACUAUCUAGAAUUGUUUUUGAUUUGUGUUAGUUUAAAGCUUUUGUUUUCUUUAUGUUUCAGAGGAUGAAAGUAUUUUAACAGCUUCAGUCUUCUAUAAGUGACGACUCUGCUAUAUGGAUUCUCUAGCAGAUGAUAACUUUUAUUUAGACAAAGUGUGGGUACAGUGUGAAAACAGCAGCUGUUUAAAAUGGAGGCUAUUAUCAAGUGAUGAUGCAGCACAAGUUGAUCUCAAUGCACCAUGGUAUUGUUAUAUGAAUGCUGAUCCAUGGUUUAAUAAGUGCUCUGAUUCUGAAGAAUGUUUUCCUGAGCCCUCUCAGUUUCAAAAACACGGAUUAAAGUAUGUGUAUUCAAAGCUUCUUUUAGGAAGUUUAGUUUUGGUGAAAAUGCAUGGGUGGCCACGGUGGCCUGGCAUUAUUUGUCCUGAUCCUGUUAAUGGACAAUAUGUGAUAUACGACUCAGAUGAAAAUGUUGAAAGUCAUCAUGUAGAGUUUCUGGGGAAACCCCAUUCCAGGGGUUGGGCUGCCAUAAAUCACAUUGACCAUUUUCCUAGCUCAUUAAAGCCUGACACAUGUAAGAGGAAAAAAACUUGGUUUGAAAGUGCAUUGGAAGAAGGAAACAAACUGCUUGCCUGUUCUGCUCAGGAAAGACUUGAAAUGUGCUACUUAUCAAAAAAGGGCACAGUUAAGAAGCAAGAAGGUGAAACUGGUACAAUACUGUGUGGCAAACCAAUGAAAGCUUGGGCAGAAACUAGUUCUAAGAAAAGUGGCUCCAGAGUUGGAAGAAAGAGAAAGGGGGAAAUAAUGUGUUCUUUAGAAACUGCAGGAUCAGAAGACAUUCUGUCAGCAGAAAAUCUAGUUGUCUCCGAGACAGAAAUUAUACUAAAAGAUUUGGACCAAAUUCUUGAGCAUGUUGCAGCCUCUUCCAAGCCAGCUUUUGAAUCAUUUCUGGAUACAGAAGAUAAUAAUGUGAAGGAACAGGUAUCUAACUGCUGUAUGGAGUUUACUGAAAAAGGGCCAAUGGAAAUCAAUACCCAAGAGGACUGUAUUAUAAUUGACGGGAAAGCUUUCAAGGCUGGAGAGUGCAUUGAGAGCAUAACAGACAAGUUUAAGGAAAUAGAUUCUUUAAUGGCUGAAUUCCAAGACAGCUUGUAGCACUGAUAAGAGAGAACCUAUUAUACUAUUUACAGCUUUAGAGUGCAUUCUUUUUCACAUAUAGCAAGAGAUUCUUAACAGUUGUGCGACAAUAUAGUCAGGUCAAAGUUAGACUCUUUUUAACAGUUUUGUUUUGUUUGAUCAAAUAUGUUGCUAAAACAGGUAUCAACUCUACAAUCUGUUAGUGGAACAUAAUAGUAAAGUCAUGUACUUCUGGAUAUCAUUUUUCCUUGAGUGAGUGAAGGUUUUUCCCCCUGCCUUUAAGCUAAUUGCUCAAUUUCUAAAAAUCAGAUUGCAAGCAGAGCAAUCAAACUUAAGUCUAGUAAUUUUAAGAAAUGCAGAAACCUUCCAACUAGAUGAUUUAUUUCUGGAUUUCAGAUAGUGUUCCUAUAUAUUUUAGUACUUUGUAAUAGGCUAUUUCUUGUACAUAUAUAAAAUAAAAAUUUUAAAUAUUA